Lycium ferocissimum is the source of this 1383-nucleotide messenger RNA. Its product is annotated as cycloeucalenol cycloisomerase. NCBI's taxonomy places the organism in Eukaryota, Viridiplantae, Streptophyta, Magnoliopsida, Solanales, Solanaceae. The transcript is spliced from 8 exons. The coding region runs from base 303 to 1166 and encodes 287 amino acids. Gene Ontology annotation, molecular function: cycloeucalenol cycloisomerase activity. The record is from RefSeq and is a predicted model, not a curated record.
GUUCUAGUUUGUGAUGAUAGAUAGAUAAUUUUGGGUGCAUGUUCUAGUUUGUGAUAUAGAUAAAUAAUUUUGGGUUUUCUCCAAGGUCUUGGAGGUUCUUAUAUAGUAAAGAUUAGUUUUUGGAAUAUGUGUUUUGAUUGUUUCUUUAAUUUUUUUUUUUCAGGUUUCACAUUGGGGUUUGCCAUAUUGUUGUUAAUGAGUUUAAGGGCAAGUUUUAGUUUGUUAUAGAGCUAAAUAAUUUUGGGUUUUCUCCAAGUUCAAAUUUUGAGUGAGGAGGAAGCUCAAUUAAGCUGUGGAAACAAAUGGGAGGUAAUAAAGUGACUACUAGUUCAACAUCCAGUUUAUGGUUAGCUCAAAAUCCUAGCAAGAGAUGGGGUGAAGUGUUCUUUCUGCUUUACACUCCCUUUUGGCUCACCUUGUGCCUUGGUGUUGUCGUCCCGUAUAAGCUCUAUGAGAAUUUUACAGAAUGGGAAUACCUCUUGUUGGGGCUUGUUUCUGCACUUCCUGCAUUAAUUGUACCCAUGAUAUUUGUUGGAAAGGCUGACAAGAGCAUUGCUUGGACGGAUCGUUAUUGGGUAAAGGCUAAUCUCUGGAUAGCAAUUUUCACUUAUGUUGGGAAUUACUUUUGGACCCACUAUUUCUUCACAGUUUUAGGGGCUUCUUAUACAUUUCCAUCUUGGAGGAUGAAUAAUGUACCACAUACAACUUUCCUUCUAGCACAUGUUUGCUUCCUGUUUUACCAUGUCUCAGCAAAUAUGACCCUUCGAAGACUGCAGCAUGCUGUUGCUGAUUUGCCCGAGAAUAUUCAAUGGGCUUUCAAGGCUGGAUGGAUUCUGGCAUAUGCUUAUUUUAUAGCUUAUCUGGAAACAUUAGCUAUUUCCAAUUUUCCGUACUAUGACUUCGUGGACCGUGCAGUCAUGUAUAAAGUUGGCUCAUUGUUUUAUGCGAUCUACUUCAUUGUAAGCUAUCCAAUGUUUUUCAGGGUCGAUGAGAAACCUGGAGAUUUGUGGGACUUGCCAAGAGUGUCCAUUGAUGCUUUGGGUGCUUCAAUGCUUGUUACCAUUUUACUAGACUUAUGGCGGCUUUUUCUCGGUCCCAUUGUUGCAAUGCCAGAAAACAAACAGUGCCUUCAAUCAGGACUCCCAUGGUUUGCCAUGACAUCUUGAAGGCGUGCGAAUCACGAGGUGCAAAGUUAACAGCUUCUGUAAAAUCAGAGUUCUGGUCUGUUCUUGAAAUGAUGUUGACUAUGAUCAGAUUUGGCCCUUGUUGUACUCUGACCAAUUGAUAUUCACUUGUACUCUUCUUGAGCACUAUGUUUUAUUAGCUUGUAAGAAACUGGAAAACAAGUUUUCAUGUAAUAGCAGUUUCAGAUUUCUUGGUGCC